Miscanthus lutarioriparius is the source of this 1851-nucleotide messenger RNA. Lineage: Eukaryota; Viridiplantae; Streptophyta; Magnoliopsida; Poales; Poaceae. The record is from the annotation of a GenBank genome assembly.
AUGUUGGUUACCGCUUUACAACCUGUAGAUACAAGAACAAAAAAGGCAUCACCGUUGAAAGGUGGAAACGUAAAAGCUGUGGCAGAUUCUGGGGAAUCACCAUCCCCUCACACUAAGCAAAGCAAGACAGAAGUCGGAGGACCAAAUCAGUGCUCAUACAAAGAAAUCAAUAUGUCUAGAAAACGUGCCUUGUCCGAAGAAAAUGGAGGUGCUACUGCAUUGAAGAGCCUAACUCCAAUCAAUUUAUUUGAAGAUGAAUGUGUUUUUUGUCAUUCAUUUAGAACGAGCCUGUUUCAUGGGCCGAUGGUACGUUAUCUGAAGGGAAGAGUUGUGUCCAUUGAUGAGGGCAACUCAUCAGAUGCCAUCUACGUCCAUAGGAAAUGCCUCGAGUGGGCUUCUGGAGUAUGGUUUAAGGGUGACAUUGUUAUGAACUUUGAGCCAGAAAUUAGACGUGCUUCAAAACUGAGAUGCAAAAGAUGUGGAGUCAAGGGAGCAGCCCUUGGUUGUUAUUACGAUCCUUGCCUCACGAGUUUUCACGUUCCAUGUGCAGUUCAGACAAUUGGUUGCCGCUGGGACGCGGAUGGCUAUGUGCUGUGCCCUGAACAUGUUUCAAAUGCUCUACCAUGUGAUAAGCUGGGCACACAUACAAAGGAGAAUUGCAAUGCUUCUUCAUUGCAUCAAAGACGACGUGCAGAUAAUGAAGGAAAUUUUGACUAUCAUAAUAGGGACAAUCAACAAACUGAUCAGCUUAACACCUCAAAUGCUUCCUCGCUGACUCAGAGCCAUCCUUGUCACGAAGAAGGAAUUUCUACCAAUUGCUCAAGGGUUGGUGAACAAACGGAUCAGCUUAACUCCAGCCCUUACAUAGAAAAGGAAGAAACUUUUGACAGUCAUGGAAGGAAAAAUCAACAAACAGAUCAUCUUACCAUUUCAAGUCCUUAUUUGCCACACAGCAUACAUUCCCAAAAAGAAGAAAUUUCCACCAAUAGCUCAAGGGAUGACCAGCAAAUAGAUCAGCUUCACAUUUCAAGUUCUUCUUCCUUGCCACUGGGCUGUCAUCCAGACAUAGAAGAAAUUUCCAGAGCUUGCCAAGGGGAAGAAAUGGAAUCAGAUCAGCAUGACACAUCAAGCUGGCCUUCUGAUCAGUUAGUUUUGCUUGGUUUCUCUUUAAGUGUGGAAGAGAAGGACUUCGUGCAAAAGUUUGCGUGUUGGACCAAGGCGACGCUGACGGAAGAGUGGGCCGAAAAUGUGACCCAUGUCGUUUUGGGCAAAGGUGCUGGUAGCUCAUGGAGCAGAUCAUUUGAAGUCCUUAUGGCAAUACUGCUUGGGAAAUGGGUUGUUCAUUUCGGAUGGGUCGCGGACUGCUUGCAGCUCGCUCCAGGUCCAGAGGCUUCUUACGAGGUAGCAGCAUCCGCCAUGGAUUCACUUGGAGCAAUCGACGGGCCGAAGCAGGGGAGAAUCCGAGCAAGUGAAGGGGCACCGAAACUGUUUUCGGGACUGUGCUUCUGCCUGAGCGACUUCAUGAGCCCUGACAAAAGAGACCGCAUGCGAGACCUCAUAGCAGCCGCCGGAGGCCGGAUGCUGGGGAAGCGCGACCUGCGCCUGCUACUGAAAAAUCCUGACCGCUCUUCGUCUUCGGUGAAGCCGACGAAGCCCUGCUACUUCGUGUACGACGUCGACCCGCCCCGACAGUUCAGCGCGGGCUCGCUGCAGGAGGAGAUGGAGGAGGUGAGAGAGCAGGCGGCGGCUGGUGCGCAGGUGAUCUGCCACCUCACGGUGUUGGAUGCCGUCGCGGCGUAUGACGCGCAGAUCCUCCUGACCGUGAAGAAGGAUCGCUUCGUCAUGUCCUAA